This is a messenger RNA of Fukomys damarensis (Damara mole-rat), 939 nucleotides long. Its product is annotated as olfactory receptor 147-like. NCBI's taxonomy places the organism in Eukaryota, Metazoa, Chordata, Mammalia, Rodentia, Bathyergidae. The transcript has a single exon. Gene Ontology annotation, cellular component: membrane. The coding region runs from base 4 to 939 and encodes 311 amino acids. Gene Ontology annotation, biological process: sensory perception of smell; G protein-coupled receptor signaling pathway. Gene Ontology annotation, molecular function: olfactory receptor activity; G protein-coupled receptor activity; odorant binding. The record is from RefSeq and is a predicted model, not a curated record.
AGAAUGGCCUCAGGCAAUGGCUCUUCGUUGGUGACCGAAUUUGUCCUCCUGGGUUUAACACAACAGCCAGAGCUCCAACUGCCUCUCUUUUUCCUCUUCUUGGGAAUCUAUGUGGUCUCCAUGUUGGGGAACCUGGGCUUGUUUAUUCUGAUUUAUCUCAAUCCUCACCUGCACACUCCCAUGUACUACUUUCUCUUCAACCUUUCCUUCACUGACCUCUGUUACUCCUCUGUUAUAACCCCCAAAAUGAUGAUGAGUUUUGUGAAACAGAACAUCAUCUCUUAUGCUGGGUGCAUGGCUCAGCUCUUUUUCUUUGCUUUCUUUGUUAUUGAUGAAUGCUGUAUUUUGACAUCAAUGGCCUAUGACAGGUAUGUGGCCAUCUGUAAGCCCUUGCUUUACAGAGUCACCAUGUCCUAUCAAGUCUGCCUCAUGUUGAUGGUGGGUGGGUAUGUGAUAGGGUUUACAGGUGGCAUGGCUCACACUGGGUGCAUGCUGAGACUCAGCUUCUGUAACAGCAAUGUCAUCAACCAUUACAUGUGUGACAUACCUCCUCUCCUGCAGCUCUCCUGCACAAGUACCGCCAUCAAUGAGCUGGUUGUUUUCAUUGUGGUGGGAGUCAGUAUAAUAGUGCCUAGUCUCACGAUCUUCAUUUCUUAUACCUUGAUCCUUUUCAGUAUACUUCGAAUCCAUUCUACAAAAGGCAGGUCCAAAGCAUUUAGUACUUGCAGCUCUCACGUAAUUGCUGUUUCUCUUUUCUUUGGAUCCUCAGCAUUCAUAUAUUUUAAAUCUUCUCCUUCUGGGUCUAAGGAUGAAGACAAAAUAUCCACAGUUUUUUAUACUAUUGUAGGGCCAAUGAUGAACCCUUUCAUUUACAGUUUGAGGAACAAAGAUGUUCAAGUUGCACUGCAAAAGACUUUGAAGAAAAGGGUGCUCGCCUAA